Molecule: messenger RNA, 3090 nt
Organism: Linum tenue
Lineage: Eukaryota; Viridiplantae; Streptophyta; Magnoliopsida; Malpighiales; Linaceae
Source: the annotation of a GenBank genome assembly
AUGGUGGAUUCCAAUGUUCACAACGUUAGAAACAUCUGCAUCCUCGCGCACGUCGAUCACGGCAAGACGACGCUCGCCGACCACUUAAUCGCCGGGACUGGCGGCGGCCUGCUCCAUCCGAAAAUGGCCGGGAAGCUCCGGUUCAUGGAUUUCCUAGACGAGGAGCAGAGGAGAGCCAUAACCAUGAAGAGCUCCUCGAUAGCUCUGAAAUUCCGUGAUUGUUCGAUUAACCUAAUCGAUUCCCCGGGACACAUGGACUUCUGCAGCGAGGUUUCCACCGCAGCUAGGUUGAGCGACGGCGCGUUGGUUUUGGUGGAUGCGGUGGAAGGUGUUCAUAUCCAGACUCAUGCUGUUCUCCGCCAAGCUUGGAUUGAGAAGCUAACUCCCUGCCUGGUGCUUAAUAAGCUGGAUAGGUUGAUUAGUGAGCUAGAGUUGACUCCCAUGGAAGCUUAUACAAGGUUGUUGAGGAUAGUUCAUGAGGUUAAUGGGAUUAUGAGUGGAUACAAGUCUGAGAAGUAUUUGUCUGAUGUUGAUUCGAUGCUUGCUAGUCAGUCUGGUGAAGUGGGAGAUGAGAAUCUCGAGUUUGUAGAAGAUGAUGAGGAGGAUACGUUCCAGCCUCAGAAGGGCAAUGUGGCUUUCGUUUGUGCUUUAGAUGGAUGGGGUUUUACUAUUAAUGAGUUUUCUGAAUUUUAUGCUUCGAAAUUUGGAGCAAGUUCUUCUGCAUUAAGGAAGGCUCUUUGGGGUCCUAGAUACUUUGACCCCAAGUCUAAGAUGAUUGUAGGGAAGAAAGGGAUAGAAGGAUUGAGCAAGGCUCGGCCUAUGUUCGUGCAGUUUGUGCUUGAACCUCUAUGGCAGGUUUAUCAGUCAGCAAUGAAGCCAGAUGGGGGUAAAGGGUUACUAGAUAAAGUAAUAAAGUCGUUUAAUCUGAAUGUUCCUCAACGUGAGCUACAGAAUAAGGAUCCAAAGCUUGUGCUACAAUCAGUUAUGAGCCGCUGGCUUCCUUUGUCCGAUUCGGUUAUGUCAAUGGUGGUGAGGUGUAUGCCUGAUCCAAUGGCUGCUCAAUCUUUCCGCAUUUCACGAUUGCUUCCCAAUAGGCUUUUACAGGAUAAAGUUGACUCUGUUGUUGUUGAAGAGGCUGAACUUGUGAGGAAGUCUGUUGAGCUAUGUGAUUCUACCCCUGAAGCACCUUGUGUUGCUUUUGUUUCCAAGAUGUUUGCUGUUCCAACAAAGCUGCUGCCUAGAAGAGGUCCUAACGGUGAGAGUCUGGAGAAUUAUGUUGAUGAAGAUGGAAGUGGAGAUUCGGAUGAGUGUUUCCUUGCAUUUGCUAGAAUAUUUAGUGGGGUUCUUUGUUCAGGUCAGAAAGUCUUUGUGCUUUCAGCUUUAUAUGAUCCGUUGAAAGGGGACUCAGUUCAGAAGCACGUACAAGAGGCUGAGUUGCAGUCAUUGUAUCUAAUGAUGGGUCAGGGCUUGGUCCCAGUAACUUCUGUCAAUGCAGGUAAUGUUGUUGCAAUACGAGGCCUCGGCCAGCACAUACUAAAAAGUGCUACUUUGUCUUCCACGAGGAACUGUUGGCCUUUUGCUAGCAUGGCUUUCCAAGUUGCUCCAACUCUAAGGGUUGCCAUUGAGCCAUCCGAUCCUGCCGACAUUGGUGCCCUAAUGAAAGGUUUGAGGCUUCUGAAUCGUGCAGAUCCAUUUGUAGGGGUCACAGUUUCAUCUAGAGGAGAGCAUGUGCUUGCUGCUGCAGGUGAGGUUCAUCUAGAGAGAUGUAUCAAGGAUUUGAAAGAAAGGUUUGCAAAAGUUAAUAUAGAAGUCUCUCCACCUCUUGUGUCUUAUAGAGAGUCUAUUGAAGGCGAUGCAUCAAAUCCAGUAGACAAUCUGAGGACAUUAACUAGUAGUUCCGAUUAUUUUGAGAAAUUGACCCCUAAUGGAAGAUGCGUUGUUCGUGUCCAAGUGACAAAGCUUCCAGCUGCAGUCACAAAGGUACUUGAUGAAAGCACGGAGACACUUGCUGACAUUAUUGGUGGCAAGCAUGGGCAGACAAAUGUGGACUUGCCACUGGCACAGGGAACAGGUGUUCUGUUAGAUGAGAAUCCCAUUGAGGCAUUCAAGAAAAGGUUAAUGGAUGCUUUGGAGAUUGAUAUUUCGAUGUUAAGCGAGAAUGACAAGGACCGGGCUGAAAAGUACAGAAUCAAGUGGCAGAAGCUUCUCAAGAGGUUCUGGGCAUUUGGUCCAGGCCAGGUUGGCCCUAAUAUCCUCUUCACUCCAGAUCCUAAAAUCGAGAUCGACGAUUCAUCUUUUCUUAUUGUGGGUUCUCCACUUGUUUCAGAAAGACUAGGGUUGUUGGAUGGUUGUAGUAAUGACCAUCCACCUGCAAGCACAUCUUGUGAGAUAAUUAGUGAAGAAUUACGCCUGGAAGCCGAGACUCUUCAAAACAGUAUAGUGUCUGGAUUUCAGCUAGCAACAUCAGCUGGCCCGUUGUGUGAUGAACCAAUGUGGGGUUUAGGUUUUGUUGUAGAGGCACACAUAUCUCCUUCAACCGAGCAACCUGACGACCCUGAAUCUAAGCAUCAACACCUGGAGCAGCAUGGCAUCUUUCCUGGACAGGUAAUGGCUACUGUUAAGGAUGCAUGCAGAGCUGUGGUACUCCAGAAUAAACCCCGUAUAGUUGAAGCAAUGUACUUCUGCGAACUGAACACUCGAACUGAGCAUCUAGGUCGCAUGUAUGGUGUGCUGAAUAAAAGGCGAGCUCGGGUCUUGAAAGAAGAAAUGCAGGAAGGGUCACCACUUUUCACUGUUCAGGCUUAUGUCCCAGUUUCUGAAAGCUUUGGUUUCGCGGAUGAUCUCAGGAGAGAGACUUCAGGUGGUGCAAGUGCCCUUCUUGUGCUUAGCCACUGGGAAGCUCUCCCUGAAGAUCCUUUCUUUGUACCAAAGACGGAAGAGGAGAUUGAAGAGUUUGGAGAUGGGUCUAGUGUUCUGCAUAACACAGCAAGAAAGCUGAUUGACUCUGUAAGGCGACGGAAGGGGUUACCUGUGGAAGAAAAGGUUGUCCAGCAUGCUAAUAAGCAGAGGACACGGGCUCGUAAAGUGUAG